Molecule: messenger RNA, 1128 nt
Organism: Vicia faba (fava bean)
Lineage: Eukaryota; Viridiplantae; Streptophyta; Magnoliopsida; Fabales; Fabaceae
Source: the annotation of a GenBank genome assembly
AUGGAGGAUGACAGGAUCAGUAAGUUGCCAGAUGAAAUCCUCGGUCACAUUAUCUCAUUUCUCCCAUCUGAAGAUGCUUUUACCACACGUCUACUUUCAAAGGGGUGGAAGCCACUGUGGCUUCUAUGUCCUAGUCCCAAUCUCGACUUUGAUGAUCUAAGGUUUUUCAAAAAAGAAGAACCAUACAUUAGCUUUAAAGAUAUGGUAAAUCUCACGAUUAUCGAAAGAAGUGAGCACCAACCAAUCAAAAGCUUUCGCCUAAGAUGUCAUGAAUCUCAUGAUAGCUUUAUGGGUGAAUUCAGUUCAAUGUUAUUGUUAAUGGCCAUAGAACGCAGAAUGGAGUACAUUGAUAUUCAUAUGUCUGAUACCUGGAAAUUCAAUAUCAAUUGUUUUAUUUUUCGUUUUAGUAACCUUGUUGUUCUAAAGCUGAAAUUUGUAUGCUUGGAUCUUUUUCUAUCUGCCAACCUUCCCUCACUUAAAAUUUUACAUUUGAAUAGUGUUCAUUUUUUCGAACACGGGUUUAUUUUGGACAUUCUUAAUUCUUGUCCAAUUCUUGAAGAUUUGGAAAUGAAAGAUUUAUCAACUGGGUAUUGGUCACACGACUACGAUGAUGAAGAGGUUAAAAUGUUAACCAAUUUGGUCAGGGCAAAUGUUUCUAAUUUGUCUAUUUAUGAUGUUGAUAUGAAAGUCUUUUCCAAUGUUGAGUUUCUUCGGUUAGAAAAGAUGUAUGGGGGUGUUCCUGUGUUUACCAAUUUAACUCAUCUGGAGAUUUUCUUUGGAAUACUUAUUCGCUGGACUUUUGUAUUUUAUAUAUUGGAUAGUUGUCCCAAGCUUCAGGAUUUUCUCCUUGAUAUGCCUCUAACACCAAAUAUUUACAAUCUUGAGAUUUUCCCAAAUAUUUUGACUCAACGCCUUUCUUUGGACUUAAAAAGUUGUACUAUUACAAAUUAUAGAGGAGAGAAAGAUGAAUUGCGUUUUGUACAACUCAUGUUGCUGAAUUCCAUUUCUUUGGAGAGCAUGAGACUCCACUGUUUGCCUUCUUUGAAUUCCCAGGAAAAGCUUGAAAUGCAGAUUGAAUUGUUGUCGUUCCCCCGGAGCUCUGUUAAAUGUGUGGUUUAUGUUGAAUGA